Neoarius graeffei (lesser salmon catfish) is the source of this 2695-nucleotide messenger RNA. RefSeq names its product YKT6 v-SNARE homolog (S. cerevisiae) (gene ykt6). Gene Ontology annotation, cellular component: Golgi apparatus. The transcript is spliced from 9 exons. Lineage: Eukaryota; Metazoa; Chordata; Actinopteri; Siluriformes; Ariidae. The record is from RefSeq and is a predicted model, not a curated record. Gene Ontology annotation, biological process: endoplasmic reticulum to Golgi vesicle-mediated transport. The coding region runs from base 568 to 1164 and encodes 198 amino acids. Gene Ontology annotation, molecular function: SNAP receptor activity.
GCCUUUCCUAAACGGGGACUUCUCAGCCAGUUAGCAGUCAAGAUUCACAAAACGAAUAUCUGGCGUUAAAGGUUAUCAUCUGUGUCGCUCGAAUAAUAGAUUGAAGUCGUGUUUAUGUUUUUAAAAAUAUGCUUUUCCUCAUUUCUCAGUGAAUGAGUUAUUGUAUUAUACUGUAUUAAAGCCGAGGAUUAGCAACAGUUAGCAACCCGGCUAGCCUCUGGAGCUAGCUGCUUCACAAGUUGUUGAAGUCUGUUUGGAAUUAACCUGAGCUAGCUUUCGUUUUCCCCACAACAAACCUUACAGCUUGAAAUAUAUAAGUGACACGUCUACCAGUAUUACGACAAGUCCCGCCUCCUGAACUCGGAUUGGCUGAAAUCAGGAUUGGCACGGUCCAAUUGGGAGCCUGAAUGUGAGUAAGCAAUGUUAGCCAAUCAGAGCGAUGGAGACGGGAUCAUAGGAGCCAAUCCGAAUGCUGAAAUUUGUCUGAAAACGGGUGGAGACAAAUAACACAUCCGGCUAUGCUAAUAAAAUGCUAGGUCUGCUGAUAACCCAGGCUGAAUAAGAACCAUGAAGCUCUACAGCUUGUGUGUGCUGUACAAAGGCUCAACCAAGGCCAACCUUCUCAAAGCAGCCUACGAUUUGUCUUCAUUUAGUUUUUUUCAGAGAUCCAGUGUACAAGAGUUCAUGACGUUCACCAGCAGCCUGAUAGUCGAGCGCUCCUCAAUAGGAAGCCGUGCGUCUGUCAAAGAACAAGAAUACCUGUGUCAUGUGUACGUCCGGAACGACUGUCUCGGCGGAGUGGUGAUCGCAGAUAAUGAGUAUCCCUCCAGAGUGUGCUUCACUUUGCUCGAUAAGGUGUUGGAGGAGUUCGCCCGGCAAGUGAGCAGCAUCGACUGGCCCUCAGGCUCACCAAAUACUGUUCAGUACACUGCCUUAGACAGCUACCUGGCUAAGUAUCAGAACCCGCGUGAAGCCGAUGCCAUGACCAAAGUGCAAGCUGAACUGGAUGAAACCAAAAUUAUUCUGCACAACACAAUGGAGUCACUUCUGGAAAGAGGAGAAAAGCUGGAUGACUUGGUACAGAAAUCUGAGCACCUGGGAAACCAAUCAAAAGCCUUUUACAAAACGGCACGGAAGCAGAACUCUUGCUGUGAGGUGAUGUGACGUGAUGGAUCAGGCUCUCCUGGACCACUUUUUCUUUAUCUCUGUCCUCUGUCUUAUUUCUCUCUGUCCCUCUUGCAGCCUGGGCUCAGACACCGAGCAGACACAGCACUUCCAGAGACCUUGUAGUGAGUGUCGAGGAUAGAGAGAAUCCUGAAUUAUUAUUUUUUGUAUUGUAUUGUAUUCUUUCCCCCUCAGAUGGGUUUAGGGACUGAUUUCUCAGACUACACCACACUUAACUGCACCGUAAGAGGGUUCGCGCUUUCUUCCACGCUCUGAGACCGUUCGCUCAGGGACUGGUGUCCGCAGGGUUUAGGAUGGAAAAUGCACAGCACAAAGAGAAGGUCAAGACCUAAAGUCUCCAUUGUGCCUUACUUUAAGCGGCUGUGCAUUCAGUUUGACUGUUAGCCUUAAUUAUUAACCUUUCAAGUCAAGGGUUAUAGUAGGGGGGGAGAAGAACGUUGUCCUUUUUUUUUAAAUACUGAAAAUGCAUUGUGCAUGGGUGAUGAACAGGUUUGAAUGCUAAUGUCUUCGUGUGUGUACUUUAAAUUCUUUACCAAGUGUAUGGGUUUUUCUUUUUUCAGACUGGCUUUUACUUUGCCUACAUCCUUUAUCUUUGUAAAAUGUAAGCAGUUAAUAAAAAUGUACUGUACAUGUAGUUGUAUUUUCACAUUCCCAGCUUUAUUUGAAUAGCACUUAGGUGUUUAAAGGUAGUGAUUUUUUUUUUGGCUUUAUUAAUAGUCAGAUUUCAAGUGUGGUCUCGUCUGAAAUCAGUCCCUUCUCCUUCUUGAAUUACGUUUCGUAACAAACUAAUUCUCCAUCCGUGAUACUAAACGUUGACGUGAGUCUAGAAUCACAUUGGAUCUCUAAUGUUUCGAUUCCUUUCACCACAAGCUGCAGUUAUAAAACUACUAAAACUAUCUAAUCCUCAUCCUGAAAUGUUCGUUUUAGGAGCUUUAAAGCUCCUAAAAAUCCUGUUUGUACAUCAGAGAAGGGUUUAAGACUAUCAUAUCCAGACUGUGGCUGAUGUUUGUUUAAAAAUGACACCUGUGUUAUGUUUGGGUUUAUUGUGUGAACAUUCUUGUGAUUCCAUGGUGUUAAAACAAAUAAUUUUUUUUGGUGAGCUGAUGGCGUUUUACUUUAUGCAGAGUUGAUCAAUCCGUGUGGCUUGUGUGUGUCUCGAUGCAACGUAAAUCAAGAUGUUUCCUUGUCAGAAAAAUACAAGCUGCUCUGUGGUGCCUUUUUGGUAAUUGCCAAAUCCCUGCAGCUCAUUCAGUCUUAAUUUAUGAUUGAAUGGCACAAUAUACUCCUCUAUGUACAUUAAAAGUGUUUAUAGGCAACAUGUUGGGUGAUAUUGGCAUUAAAUAUACUGUAAAAUUUCAGUUCAAUGCACAGUUAAUUGCUUUGUACUGUAGAUUUGAUCUUAUUCCCGUCUUAAAUGUAUUCACUGUAUAAAUGUAUAAUUAACAUCAAUUGUAUCAAGUAGGAAAGUUCUUUGCAAUCUGUGAAAAUGAAAUAACACCAUGUUGCUGAA